UGUCAACGAAGUAGGGCAGAUGGCUACGGAUAGCAUGCCGGCCCAGGGCCCAUAUCGCAAGACAUUCCAGAAACUUUUGCAACAAUUCGUGGCAAAGAAGUUCAGAUGCGGUAGAGGCGACGACAUUGCCACUGGAGCAUACAUGCCGGUAGCGAGGUCAGCCAGACCGAGUGCGGCACCGUCGUCCAGACCGAGCGAGGCGCGUACGAGCCAUGAGCAAUGGGGGGAGGGUCCGAGUACUAGAACGACAUUGCCACGACAUGACUCAUCUCUGCCACUGCAUCGCUCUUCUUCGAUGCAGCUUCGUCAGGGGCAAACAUCUCAGGACCAUGGCACGGGCUUGGAUUCGAUGCCCGAGCAGUUUCUUUCCCCUAACCCAUAUGCGUACAUAGGAUAUGAUGCAUACACCCAAGGUGAGGGAUCUCAGCCGUUUCUCUCCACGCGAGGGAUCCCCAUGCCCGAGGAGACUCGUGUACCAGAUUUAAACCAGCACCAAGUACAAUGGCCAGACAGUAUAGGAGAGGGAUAUGCUCAGGACACACCUGAUGUUAAUUGGGGCGAUGAGAACACCCAACGCGGCGUCAACACAGGCCUCCGAGGAGCAUCACAUGAUCAUGGCGUCAACACAGGCCUCCGGGGAGCAUCACAUGAUCUUGGCGACACGGUUACAUCAUUAGUUACAGAGUUCUUCGGAGGGGAUGUUAUUGGCCCAUCUUUUAUCCCCCCGGAGUCACAACCAUACGCCUACAAUUACGCUUCAGGUUCGCAACAAGGAUUCGCGACUCCACCACCUACGCAGGACUCGCAGACACAUGAAGCCGAAGUGGAGUACGGCCGCGGUCUUCGUGUGACCCGGCCACCUAAUCGCUUGUCGCCUUCCGGUCGUAAGGAAAGGCCAGGUGGUCGUCGUUAA
Triticum dicoccoides is the source of this 913-nucleotide messenger RNA. RefSeq lists its product as uncharacterized. The coding region runs from base 20 to 913 and encodes 297 amino acids. The record is from RefSeq and is a predicted model, not a curated record. NCBI's taxonomy places the organism in Eukaryota, Viridiplantae, Streptophyta, Magnoliopsida, Poales, Poaceae. The transcript has 2 exons.